Molecule: messenger RNA, 1248 nt
Organism: Aplysia californica (California sea hare)
Lineage: Eukaryota; Metazoa; Mollusca; Gastropoda; Aplysiida; Aplysiidae
Product: GTPase IMAP family member 4
Exons: 2
Coding region: 253-963 (236 amino acids)
Molecular function (GO): GTP binding
Source: RefSeq, a predicted model, not a curated record
CCUGAACACUAAGGUGUUGCCUAGGACGCGUUGUCAUAGCAUGCACUUUUUUUUAAAACAAUCGUUGGCAAUCACAUUUACCGGUAGUCAGUCUUACCCUGGGGUUGCCUCAGCAUUUUCAGGUUUGACUCUAGGAGGACACGUGAGACAGAGCAAGUAAAUAGUGCUGUACAGACAUCAAAAAAUUAAUACCAACUUGGUUGCGGAAGAGAACAAACGCUAGCAGAAAGGCCAGACAUCGCAGAAAUAACCAUGUGUGCUGAUCUGACAGUAAUGCUUUUGGGAAAAACUGGCCACGGCAAAAGUUCCACGGGUAACAGUAUCUUGGGUGAAGAGGUAUUUGAUGUAUCCGAUUCCUCCCAAUCGUACACGAAGGUAGUGAGGCGAGGGACCAACCGAAUCGACUGCCGUCAAAUAAGUGUCAUUGAUACGCCUGGGCUCUACGACACGCACGAUUUCGACCCCACCACAGAAAUUUCCAAAACGACAGAGUACAUCCGGGUCGGCUUCAACAUGAGCUUGCACAACCGUGUGGACGCCUUCCUGCUUGUGUUGCCUUAUGGGACAAGACACACCAACGAGGAAGCAGCGGCAGUCAGGGCGUUAGAACGUACCUCUUUAGACCGAAAGCUGUGGGAUCGAUGUAUUGUUGUCUUCACGUCUGGCAGCGACUUUCUGUUGUUCAGACGGAAAUUCCGCCGCCCGAUAACGUUCAUGGACUGGUGCAUGAACCAGGGAGGUAGCCUCGGGGAGCUACUUCAAAGAGUCGAAUACAGAUGUCUGCUCUUUGAGAACUUGAGAAGUACAGAUAUUCAAGAACGUGAGCAGAGGCAAAAUCUCUUUCGAGAAGUUGACUACAUCAGACGCCACUGUGGAACGUUCACCAAAUCUGACUUCGAGAAAGUUAUCAACAAGAGCAAAUCGUUCUUUUCAAGAAUAAAAAGCGCCUGCACCAUUCUCUGAAAGGGAACUCGGUUGUUAUUUUUAAAAUGUCAAAUACAAUGUUUAUCCUUUUCUUUUCUUUUUUUUUUCUUUUGGUGCUUUUUAUAGUGCGAUCAAGUGUGCAUAGUUUUUCCAGAGACACUGGCCUGAUUGUGAGCAAUGCUUACAAAUAACAAUUAUGAAUCAUUGCUACCUCUUGUCCGAGUCGCUGCACAUUCCCUCAUCGCACAAAGCCUGUUUGCCUUCCAUCUUGGGACCGACUACCCCCCCCCCCUCCCCCAACCAUUAAAACCAUUUGUCUAUACC